CUUUUUUUUUCACUCAAAUCCACAUUUUCCUUCUAAAGAAAAGAAACUUCAUCUAAUGGAAGAUUUCACUGAGUUGAUUCCGGGAUUACCAGAAGAAAUUGCACUCGAGUGCUUGACUCGAAUGCAUUACGGAGUCCAUGAGGUUGCCUCACAUGUUUGUCUUCGAUGGCGUAAUCUCAUCAAGUCUAGAGAUUUUUAUUAUCACCGAAAACAAUGUGGUUUUACUUAUAAAACUGUAUGUUUUGUACAAUCACUUCCUGUAUUAUUAGAAGAAGAGGAAGUUAAUCAAAAACCGAAAAAUCAACCCAAAUAUAGGUUAUCGGUUUUUGAGCCCAUUACUAAUAUUUGGGACCAGGUGAACCUGGUCCCAAAUUACUGUGACGGGUUACCUUUAUUUUGUCAAGUGGCAAGUUCAGAGGGAAAACUUGUCAUGAUGGGCGGGUGGAAGCCAGGUAGUUAUGAGCCGUUACGUGAUGUCUUCAUGUACGACUUCACAACUCGGAAAUGGGCUCAACGAGCCCAUAUGCCAACAACCCGUUCGUUUUUUGCCGCAUCCGGCCGUUAUGGAAAAAUUUACUUAGCGGGUGGACACGAUGAGAACAAAAACGCGCUAAAAAGUGCAUGGGUCUAUGAUAUCACAACCAAUUCUUGGACCGAGUUGGCUCCAAUGAGUGAGGAGCGAGAUGAGUGUGAAGGGGUAUUCAUCGGGGCGGAGUUUUGGGUCAUUAGCGGUUACGACACCGAUAGCCAAGGGCGGUUUAAAAAUUCCGCUGAUGUUUUUGAUACCGAGAGCAACAAGUGGAGGCGCGUGGAAGAGGCAUGGGGAACUAGUAGGUGUCCAAGGGGAUGUGUGAGAGUUGGGCAAAAUGGCAAUAUGACUUGUUGGGGGGAUUCAUAUCCGGCUAUUCAAGUCGGGUCGUGUGGGGUUCACAUUGGUGAUCGGACCUUGGUUACCGGGUCGGCUUUUCAAGGUGGGACGCAAACUUUUUUGUUAACAAACAAUGAUAAGGUAGAACAAAAGUGCAAUUUUAUUAAAGUGGAUACUCCGGAUGAGUUUUCCGGGUUUGUACAGUCGGGUUGCUUUGUUGAAAUCUAGUUACUUGGAUAAGUUGUUACAAAUAUUUUUUUAUAAAUAUACUAGUCCUAAUAUCCGUACGAUGUACGUUAGCUA
This is a messenger RNA of Erigeron canadensis, 1171 nucleotides long. Its product is annotated as F-box/kelch-repeat protein At2g44130-like. Gene Ontology annotation, molecular function: protein binding. Gene Ontology annotation, biological process: regulation of phenylpropanoid metabolic process; negative regulation of cytokinin-activated signaling pathway. Bases 56 to 1096 code for a protein of 346 amino acids. The record is from RefSeq and is a predicted model, not a curated record. NCBI's taxonomy places the organism in Eukaryota, Viridiplantae, Streptophyta, Magnoliopsida, Asterales, Asteraceae. The transcript is spliced from 2 exons.